AUGCAUUUCCUACGUUUCCUCUCGAGCGCCUUGCUGGCGGGGUCGGCGGCGGGGAUGAGUAUUCCUGGCACGCAGGGAUUGAAGGUCAAGCCGUAUAAGAGGGAGGUGUUGCAGGAUAUUGUGACUUGGGACCAGCAUUCGAUUUUCGUGCAUGGGGAGAGGGUGCUGUUCUACUCUGGAGAGUACCACCCAUUUCGACUCCCUGUGCCGGGUCUAUGGCUGGAUGUUUUUCAGAAGAUUAGAGCGAUGGGGUAUACUGGGGUCUCCAUUUACACCGACUGGGCAUUGCACGAAGGCAAGCCUGGAGACUGGAACGGAGAGGGCAUCUUUGAUCUGCAGCCAUUCUUCGAUGCGGCGAAGCAGGCUGGGAUCUACAUCCUAGCUCGACCAGGACCCUACAUCAACGCCGAGGUAUCCGGCGGCGGCUUCCCAGGCUGGCUCCAACGAGUACCUGGCACACUCCGUAGCGAUGACCAGGCCUACCUCGACGCAACCGAUAACUACGUUAAGAACAUCGGAGCGAUCAUCGGGAAGAAUCAGAUCACGAACGGCGGACCCGUCAUCCUCUUCCAGCCAGAGAACGAAUACUACUCAUGCACUGAUGACAUCGACCCAUGCCCGAACCCUGACUACAUGCAAUACGUCGAGGACCAGUUCCGCAAUGCCAGCAUUGUGGUACCCUACAUUGUGAACGACAAUAACGAGGGCAACUUUGCGCCUGGGCAACCGGCUGCGGUCGAUAUCUACGGCAUCGACAGCUACCCGCUGGGCUUUGAUUGCGCUAACCCGGAGACAUGGCCGGAGGGUGCUCUGCAGACUUACUUAACGGAGACGCACCUGAACUACAGCGCUUUGACGCCGUUCUCGUUCAUCGAGUUUCAGGGUGGUUCAUUCGAUCCUUGGGGAGGCUGGGGUUUUCAGCAGUGCCUCGAGCUCGUCAGCUAUGAAUUCGAACGAGUGUUCUAUCAGAACAACUUCGCCUCCGCCAUCACGAUUUUCAGCAUUUACAUGACCUACGGUGGGACGAACUGGGGUAACUUAGGCCACCCUGGUGGCUACACCUCCUACGACUAUGCCGCUGUCAUCAAGGAGAAUCGAAUGGUCGAUCGUGAGAAGUACAGCGAAGCCAAGCUGCUUGCAAACUUCGUCCAGGCAUCUCCCGCCUACAUCACAUCGACUCCUGGGAACCUGACGAACACUACUUACACCACUAGCAGCGAUCUGAGCGUUACGCCGCUCUUCGGGAACGGGUCCGAUACCAACUUCUACGUGCUUCGACACUCCAACUACAGCGGCCGAUCGGUGACACCAUACAAGCUCACUAUUCCUACCAGCAAGGGCAAGCUCACCGUCCCGCAGCUGGGAGGCGAGCUCAGUUUGCACGGCCGGGACUCGAAGGUGCAUGUCUCCGAUUACAAGGUUGGAGGACACAACGUGCUGUAUUCGUCGGCCGAGGUGUUCACUUGGGAAUCGUACGGACAUGACAGCACUGUCCUCGUCGUAUACGGCGGCGACGACGAACGCCAUGAAAUGGCUGUGUCCAAGGGUGGCAAAGCCACUAUCAGAGAAGGUGUCGGUGUGAAGACUGGCAAGAAGAAUGACGCUACUGUCCUCAACUGGGAGACUAGCUCCUCCAGGCGUGUUGUCCAGCUUGGCUGUGGUUUGACGGUCUAUAUCCUAGACCGCAACUCCGCGUACAACUACUGGGUGCUGAAGGUCCCGAACGACGAUGGUCUAUAUGGACCGAACCUUGGUGGCACGACGGUGAUCGCUCAAGCCGGCUACCUCAUGCGCAACGCAACAGUGUCCGGCAACACACUCAGCCUCGUCGGCGACUUCAAUGCCACGACAGAUAUCGAAGUCAUCGGCGGCGCUCCAAGCAAGCUCGUAGGUCUGAACAUCAACGGCAAGUCCACGAAGUUCAGCCAAGACAAGUACGGCGUCGCUACAGCCUCUGUCUCCUUCAACCCAGAUAUCUCGGUGCCCUCACUAUCCAGCCUGGACUGGAAAUACAUCGACUCCCUGCCGGAAAUUAAGCCGGGCUACGACGACUCCCAAUGGCCUGCUGCCGAUCUGAAGCACACCCACAACGACCUGGUGGUCCAAAGGACUCCGACCAGUCUUCUCGGUAGCGACUACGGAUUCAAUACUGGAACGCUGCUGUUCAGAGGGCACUUCACUGCAAAUGGCGACGAGAAGAAAUUCUCUAUCGAAACCCAAGGUGGAUCUGCAUUCGGCAGCUCCACCUGGAUUGACGAUACUUUCCUAGGCUCGUGGCAUGGCUAUGAUGCUGCGGCGAAUGGCAACAACACGUUCACCAUGCCCAACCUCAAGUCCGGGAGCAAGCAUGUGAUCACUGUGGUCGUUGACCAGCAGGGUAUGGACGAGAACUACGACGCCGGUGCUGAUGAAAUGAAGAACCCGCGCGGUAUUCUACACUACCAUCUUUCCGGGCACAAGGCAGCCGAUGUGUCCUGGAAGCUGACCGGUAACCUUGGCGGAGAGGACUAUCUGGACCGAUCCCGCGGCCCGUUGAACGAAGGCGGACUCUGGGCUGAGCGACAGGGCUACCAUCUACCUGGAGCGCCCAUCGACGACUGGCACUCGAGCGGAGGACCAACCGAAGGCAUCGACGGCGCAGGCAUCGCCUUCUACGCCGCCGAGCUCGACCUCGAUAUCCCCUCCGGCUGGGACGUGCCGCUCUCGUUCACCUUCACCAACUCCUCCGCCUCCAAUGCUGGUGGGAACCAGGCACCCGCUUACCACGUCCAACUCUACGUCAACGGGUUCCAGUUCGGCAAGUAUAUUAAUAACGUCGGACCGCAGAAGUCGUUCCCGGUGCCGGAGGGCAUCUUCAACUACCACGGGACGAACUACCUCGCAUUCGCUUUGUGGAGUCUAGAGGCAGAGGGUGCCAAAGUGGGAGGGCUGGAGCUGUCGGUAAAUGGGACGGUUCUGUCAGGCUAUGGUGAUGUUCCGAUGUCACCUAUGAGCAGCUGGAGCAAGAGGAAGGGAGCGUAUUAG
Saxophila tyrrhenica is the source of this 3024-nucleotide messenger RNA. RefSeq lists its product as uncharacterized. Gene Ontology annotation, cellular component: vacuole. The transcript is spliced from 12 exons. Lineage: Eukaryota; Fungi; Ascomycota; Dothideomycetes; Mycosphaerellales; Extremaceae. Bases 1 to 3024 code for a protein of 1007 amino acids. Gene Ontology annotation, molecular function: beta-galactosidase activity. Gene Ontology annotation, biological process: carbohydrate metabolic process. The record is from RefSeq and is a predicted model, not a curated record.